AUGAUCGUGUGGGAGAUCGUCUUUCCUCCUCCUCCACCUCCAUUAGAGAACUCUUGCGGUUGCCAGCGCUAUCUGGUUGAGCAGCUGUUGAACCACCGCGACGUGAACGGACGUCGGACGAGUUAUCUCGUCCGUUGGCGCGGUUAUCCCCCGUCCUAG
Molecule: messenger RNA, 159 nt
Organism: Peronospora matthiolae
Lineage: Eukaryota; Oomycota; Peronosporomycetes; Peronosporales; Peronosporaceae
Source: the annotation of a GenBank genome assembly